This is a messenger RNA of Phragmites australis (common reed), 2512 nucleotides long. RefSeq names its product G-type lectin S-receptor-like serine/threonine-protein kinase At1g61400. The coding region runs from base 225 to 1943 and encodes 572 amino acids. The transcript is spliced from 10 exons. NCBI's taxonomy places the organism in Eukaryota, Viridiplantae, Streptophyta, Magnoliopsida, Poales, Poaceae. Gene Ontology annotation, biological process: protein phosphorylation; cell surface receptor signaling pathway. The record is from RefSeq and is a predicted model, not a curated record. Gene Ontology annotation, molecular function: ATP binding; protein kinase activity.
CGCGGAAACACGACGAAUGGGGACGGCUGCGAGCGGACCUCCAGAACACAAGUCUUUUGUCCAUUCCAUUGGGGGAGCAGUAAGCAGUUGACUCAUCGCCGGAGCAGAGUAAGUUGCUGCCGAGCGAACGGACGACCGGCGAUCGCUAGAUCUGCACAGGGUAGCUUGGAGGAAGCAAGAGAGGUUCUUGUAUAUUGUACUUGUAACCUUGUACGGUCGGAGCGAUGGCCGAUCCGGUGGCCAGCGUGGAGAAGAUCGUAAAACUUGGGCUCGCGAUCAAGAAGGCGGCGGACACGGUUCGCCAGAACGAGGAGGAGUGCCACGAGAUCAGGAAGCGCGUGCUCAGAUUCAGCGCUAUCCUAUCGCAGCUGCAGCAGACGGGGAUGAUGAAUGACAGCCCGGCGAUGAGCGCCGCGCUGGAGGAUCUGGAGGAGACCCUCGAACGCGCCCUCGAGCUCGUCACGGCCUGCCAGGAGAGGAGCACCAUCCGCCGUUUCAUCGCAGCAGGGGACCUGUCCAAGCAACUGCAACGAGUGAAAGAUGAUAUCUUGAACAAAGUGAUGCUGGCGUCCUUCGCCAUCAAUAUCCACACCAGCAUCGUCUUGUUAACUAUUCAGGCUGGUGGUGUUCAUCCUCCGCCCCGGCUGCAACAGGAUACUGGAGUGGUGGAGCUAACACAUAACAGUCAUUCAACUGAUGAUGCUAGAUCUGAAGUGGACCGCAAGAGAAACAACAUACUAGGAGGAAGAGUGGCGUCAUUUGCUCCAUCAGUAGCCUUAAAGAAGUUCAAUUUAUCUGAGUUAAAGGCCGCUAUAAAUGGUGAAAACCUCAUUGGACAUGGUGGCUCUUGUGAGGUCUACAAGGGUGUAUUAAAUGACGGAAACGUGGUCGCCAUCAAGAAAUUUAGAGGAUCAAGUUUCUUUGGUUGGGCGCGCAUUUAUGAUCAACUUCUUCUGGCUUCAAAGCUGCGGCACAAAAAUAUAGUGAAAGUUUUGGGAUAUGGUUGCCAUGAUGAAGUCAGAUCUUUUUCUGUGAUGCGGUUGUUCAAAGGCAAAGAAAGGGAAUAUGGCGACCAAAGGGAAUUUUUUUGGGUCGAAGAAUACAUGUCGAACGGAAGCUUGGACAAUAUUAUCAGAGAGUCCCGACUUGAGUGGUCCUCCCUCUUCCGGAUAAUUGAGGGGGUAGCCCAGGGAGUGCAGUACCUACAUGAGCAGCACGUUGUCCAUAUGGAUGUGAAACCAUCCAAUAUCCUUUUGGAUUAUGAUAUGAAUCCUAAGAUUACUGAUUUCGGAUUAUCUAAGGUGUUGGAUGAUGAUGAGAUCACUAUCACUCAUGAUGAUGAGAUCACUAUCAUUCCUGUUGUUACUACCCAUUUAAUGGGCACAAUGGGAUAUAUGCCUCCAGAAUAUGUGAUGGAAAGCAUUGUGUCAAGGAAGAACGAUGUGUACGCUUUUGGCAUCACCCUCUUAGGGACUGUUAGCAUUAUGUGCAUAUCUAAACCACCUAGAAAUGGCUGGAUUGAUCGGCCUUUUUGGGACGCUUGGGAAGCUGGACGAAUGGAGGAGUUAUUUGAUCCGUCACUGUUUGACGGGUCUCAGCUAAUGGAGAUCAAGAGGUGCGUGCAGGUAGGACUGCUGUGCUCCCAAUUUGAUCGGGCAGACCGCCCCAGCAUGGCGGAUGUUCUUGAGAUGCUAAAUGGCAAGAAAGAGUUGCCGACACCAAAGAAACCACACUACAUUACACUGGAUGAAGAAGGGUUCUACAUUACAGGGGAUGAAGAAGAGUUCUACAUUACACGGGAUGAAGAAGGGUUCUACAUUACAGGGGAUGAAGAAGAGUUCUGCAUUACACGGGAUGAAGAAGGGUUCUACAUUACACGGGAUGAAGAAGGGUCUGCCAGCCCUUCUGCCGGGUGGUCAAGCGGAUCGCUUAGCCCCAGAUGAGGCUUUAAUUUUCCCCAAUCUACUGCACGGAUGGUGAAUCCAUGGCGCCAAACACCGUAGCUUGCUCUUGAAGACUCGCAGUUACUAAAAUCAGAGGAAAUGUUCUCAGUUUGCAGUCACCGACUCUGUAACGCCGAGGAAUGGAUCGGAGCAUCAGAACUGAGCUUGGGCGCGCGCCAUACCUAGCAGCCGUUCAGGUCCUUAAUUCGCCUCCAGCUGCAGGAGCCAAAGAAAGGUACGCAGUCGUGGUCCAAGGCAAGAGUAAAGACGAAGGAGAGGGACGCAGGCAGGGUACAGCCGGAACGCGGAACUGGAAGAACUGCUUUAUAGACACUGUCAACUUGCAGCUUCACAUAAUCAAGGGCACCUUGCAUUCCCUGGUCUCGAUGAUGGGUCGUACGCCACACCAGAGCUUCAAAUUUUCUCUUAUCAGUGUACGCUUCGAUCUACCAUUCUACCUGCACAUUUUUGCAGCUCCUGAUAAGCAAGUGUGGAUGUUUCAUGGGACGGGAAGAUUAUAAGUACGGCAGAAGCAGAAUAAUCGUAUGCCAUUAUAUUUUGGAGAAAUA